GUCUGAAACACGCUGCAUCCUCAAACGCACCAUGCACUACCAUGCAUCCUGCUCUGCGCCUUGACGAAGUCGUAUCGAUCAUUGCACGACAAGGACUGUCCAAUGGAGACCUCGCAGUCCUUGCACGGGUGUCCCGGUCCUUCACUUCGCAUGCCCUCGAUGUCCUGUGGUACGAGCUAUACAGCAUGAUCCCGUUGCUCCAGUGUCUUCCGCCCCAUCUAGUUCGGGUGGAAAGUCAGAAAGCUGAUGAAGUAACUCUAAAUUGCACCUCCGCUCGUCCAUUCACCACCGCCGAUUGGGAUGUCUUCUUGAAGUACGCACGGCGCGUCGUGCAUCUGCAUGGUGCCUCAUCAAAUCUCAGGCGACCCGUCACUAUCGCCAGAGGCGAACCCAUCCUCAUGAAGUGGGAUGUUGAUCAAAGCGUCUUUGAACUCCUCUGCAAUGCGCCAUGUCCGCGUCCCCUCCUUCCUAAACUUCGCCAGCUGCGUUGGACAGACUCAACCGCACAGAAUGUGAUUUGGUUUCUUCGCUUCUUGCUGGGCCCAUCAGUGACUGAGCUGGCGUUUCAUACGUCAUCGUUGGAUGUUCCUGUGUUGAGUCUCGUCUCCAUAAUCCCAACACUAUGUCCUUCCAUGAAGUAUUUCUCGUGGCUUAACACUGCCAAGCUUUCUAAUUAUGCAAUCCGCGUGUCAUCGGACGUCGCGUGCGCAUGGGAUGGUCUUAGAGAACUGACCUGUCCUGCGAUAAGCAGUCACUCUUUGCAUCGUCUCUCAUCCUUGACUUUCCUCGAAGAUCUUUCCAUCAACCUCGCGGAGCCCUUUCCAGAGAAACUCAACUUGAGCCCCGACUCUGUCGCAUUCCCUUCCCUGUAUCGGCUCGCCCUGAGCAGCAUCCCGUACUGCUCCCUAGCGCAUCUAGCAAACUAUGUGAAGCAAAUGACACUUUACCCCUCCGGUUUGACGUUGCGCGCGUCCAGUGGCUCGGAAAACGAAUUCACAGAGCUAUUGGAAGUUCUCUCCAGCGACUCCGGGCACGAAGGACUUGAAUAUUUGCGUAUCUUUGAGUUUGAUACAGAUCCGAUGCCCGGGGUACACCAACUAUUAACGAAUCCGAUGCUUCGCCCUGUAUCUCGGCUUAAGAACAUGACGGACCUCACUAUCGACACGGAUCGUGGCGUCAUGCUUGAUGACGCUGGAAUCCUUGAGCUUGUCGUUGGGCUGCCUGGGCUCUGCACGCUCAGCAUUAACGAACAAAACGGAUGGCGGACUCGCCCAUUCGCCGUCCCGCUUGUUACCAUGCAAGGCCUAAGGCAGAUCGUCACCCACCUUCACGACCUGGAAAGGCUCGCGAUUGCCAUUAACGCCGAAAGUUCCGUCAUAGCUGAGGAUGACCUCAAGGCGGCCGCGAGGGAGAGUACCCACCGUAACAUUGAUUGGAACUUCUCGCUUAACCUCCUCGAUUCGCGCGUGGGCUCGGAUAACAUGUCGAUCGUCGCCGCUUUCCUUUCUGAUAUGUUUUACAACUUUCAGGAGUUCGAGUUCUGGAGUUUUAUGGGGCUGCAGAGCUUGGACAUGGUUCAGGAUUUAGAAAUAGUUCAUGAGGCGAGGGUACAGACGUUUCGCUGGUCGCAAGUGCAGAGCUUAGUGAAGGUCAUGCAGGAGAUUAGAAGGCAAGAGAAAGCGCGAUGGACGAAGGGUCUAAACUCGUCUUAG
Coniophora puteana RWD-64-598 SS2 is the source of this 1712-nucleotide messenger RNA. RefSeq lists its product as uncharacterized. The record is from RefSeq and is a predicted model, not a curated record. The coding region runs from base 42 to 1712 and encodes 556 amino acids. The transcript has 2 exons. Lineage: Eukaryota; Fungi; Basidiomycota; Agaricomycetes; Boletales; Coniophoraceae.